This is a messenger RNA of Rhizopus microsporus ATCC 52813, 1137 nucleotides long. RefSeq lists its product as uncharacterized. Lineage: Eukaryota; Fungi; Mucoromycota; Mucoromycetes; Mucorales; Rhizopodaceae. Bases 1 to 1137 code for a protein of 378 amino acids. The record is from RefSeq and is a predicted model, not a curated record. The transcript has a single exon.
AUGGCAGCAACAAAGAAGAGAAAAGUAGAGGUACCAAGUGCAAAGAUAGAUUCUUUCUUUAAGCGUAUCAGCAAACCUCAAAAGCCAACAACAAAUGAAUGCAGUAUUAGUGAAAAUGACGAGAAUCAGUCUUAUAGUCAAGAAUCAAUCACAAAAAAGCCAUUUGGACUAAAGGAUACAACAAUAAUCAAGCCACUAGGGCUAAAGGACACAACAACAUUGAAGCCACUAGGUUUAAAGGACACGACAGCUGUCAGACCAUUAGGAUUAAAAGACACGACAGAACAACCAUUAGGACUAUUAGCAGAUAACAAGCCAUCAAAAGACACAGAUAAAAAGACAAGGCAACCACUGAAAGAAAAAAUGCCACAGUCAUCCAGCCCACUUAGACUUUCUUCCACUGUCAAGGCGGCAGCACGUAGUUUCAAUGUGCUUUGCGAUGAUGAUAUUGAUAAAGGCGUCAAACAGGCUCCUGAAGUGCAACCCAAAGCAUUUCAAGUGCUUGCAGACGAUCAAGAUGAGCUUGACACACAGCAUGUACGCACAUACACACCGAAUAGCUCGCAAUGGACAGAUUGCACUUCUUCACCUAUUGAGUACCCUGAUGAAGGAGAUCAGUAUGGUUCUCAGGAGUCAAACCAAGUUGUGCUUUCACAGCGCAUAGAUGAAAAUGACAUCAGACAAGAUGAAGAAAUAUUGAGACGAACAAAUGAAAAUGAUCUAUAUAACGACGACGAUUAUGAUCUGAGGCUGAUAACAAAGACAACACAUAAAGAAAAUAUUGUUCGUCCGGUAUUAUUAAAGAAAGAAGAAGAGAAAGAAGACGUAUUUGAAGUCUUUGCUGAUGAACCCAAUCUUGUCCCUGCAGGGUCUUCAUCUGGAUUUGGCAUCUUCUUUGAUGAUGAUGAUGAAGAUGAUAAGGAAAAUGACUAUGUUGAUCCAGACUUGGAAUUUUCAAUCUCUAGUGUGACAAGUGUUCCCAUUGAAGACUCGCUACUCACUUUAUCACCUGCAACAGAAGACAAGGUCAAAGAAGUUCAUGCUCCACUUCCAUACCCCAGAGGAGAGAAUAUUGUGCAAAAGCUUGGACUUGAAAAAACCAGCAAUGACGACGAUAACGACGACGACAAAGAAUAA